Condylura cristata (star-nosed mole) is the source of this 933-nucleotide messenger RNA. RefSeq names its product olfactory receptor 1L1. The transcript has a single exon. The record is from RefSeq and is a predicted model, not a curated record. Gene Ontology annotation, cellular component: membrane. NCBI's taxonomy places the organism in Eukaryota, Metazoa, Chordata, Mammalia, Eulipotyphla, Talpidae. Gene Ontology annotation, molecular function: olfactory receptor activity; G protein-coupled receptor activity. The coding region runs from base 1 to 933 and encodes 310 amino acids. Gene Ontology annotation, biological process: G protein-coupled receptor signaling pathway.
AUGAGAUGGAACAAUCUAACACGACCUGCUGAAUUCAUCCUCCUGGGACUUUCCUCGAGAGCUGAGGACCAGAAGCCCCUGUUUGUCUUAUUUCUUAUCAUCUACCUGGUCACUCUGGUAGGAAACCUGCUAAUUAUCCUGGCCAUCUAUUCCGAUAGUCACCUGCAGACACCCAUGUAUUUCUUUCUUAGCACCCUGUCCUUUGUUGACAUGUGCUAUACAACAGUUAUUAUUCCAAAGAUGCUCGUAAACUUCUUAUCAGAGGCAAAAACCAUCCUCUAUAAUGAGUGUCUGACACAGAUGUAUUUCUUCCUGGCCUUUGGGAAUGUAGACAGUUACCUCUUAGGAGCCAUGGCCAUUGACCGCUAUGUGGCCAUAUGUAACCCUUUCCACUACAUCACCAUAAUGAGCCGUAAGUUCUGUGUCCUUCUACUGAUAAUCUCCUUCCUCGUCCCAUUUCUUCACUCACUCCUCCAUGUCCAAUUGGCGAAUCGACUCAAAUUCUGCGCCUCCAAUAUAAUCCGUCACUUCUUCUGUGAUGUCAACCCAAUGCUGAAGUUGUCCUGUUCAUCUACAUUUGUCAAUGAGAUCGUAAUUAAGACAGAAGGACUGUCUGUCAUCAUGACCCCUUUCACGUGCAUCAUAAUCUCCUAUCUGAGAAUCCUCAUCGCUGUUCUGAAGAUCCCUUCUGCUGCUGGGAAGUACAAGGCCUUCUCUACUUGUGGCUCCCAUCUCACCGUGGUCGCCCUGUUUUAUGGAAGUAUCAGCUAUGUCUAUUUCCAACCCCUCUCCAGCUAUACUGUCAGGGAUCGAAUAGCAACACUUUUCUACACCAUAUUGACUCCGAUGCUAAACCCAUUUAUCUAUAGUCUAAGGAACAAAGACAUGAAACAGGGCUUGGGAAAACUGAUUGUUAGGAUAAAAUCCCAAUGA